AUGAAAGAAAUUUGGAAGAUAAUAAAUAAUGUCUUGAAGAGAUCCAACAAUUAUGAUAGAAACAAGGAUGCAUGUUUGCAAGGAUGCAAGAGAAAUGAUCAAAUAGUGAACGAUCCAGAAAAUGCAUUGAAUGAUCACUAUGCUUCAGUAGCUGCAAAACUGGCCGAACAAUUUGUGACAACAGCUGAAUGGAAAAAAUCGAUGAAUAAUAGCAUUAAAAAUUCGAUAUUCAUGAGUUUUGUGACAAAUUCUGAGGUAUAUCAAGCAACUAGAUCUCUGAAACCGAAAUCAUCAUACGAGAAUAACAUGGAUCCUAAAUCCUUUUAUGGCACUAAAACUUUUCAAAAAUUAGAAGAAGCCUUGGAAGAGAUAGAAAGUGAUAAUUUUGAAACAGUUGGCAGUAUUGAUUUGUGUGUCCUUCCUCCAGAUUUGGACGAAUUGACAGAUGCCGAAGAAAUUGAUGAUGACAAUAUAAUUGAUCCUCAUUAUGUUCCAAAAGACAUUUCAGGAGCUAUACAAAUAUCUGUUGAUUUGAAUAACGAACCGGAUAACGAAAACGAACCUGAUCAAAUAUCUGAAGUACGUGGCUAUUUGAGAGACGGUGCGGCGAGUAGAGCCAGUAGAAAGAGAAAAGCCGGAUACAGUAUUGAAACCACAGUAGGAUUUCACUUCCCUGGAAAAUUGGAAAAACAACUAAAGUGUACUUUUUGCCACAUGAAAGCUAGAUGGAUGUGUAAAAAAUGUGGCAAAACACUAUGCAUCGAAAAGGGGUGUUUCGAAAAGUAUCAUCUCGCAUCUGCCUAA
Molecule: messenger RNA, 804 nt
Organism: Helobdella robusta
Lineage: Eukaryota; Metazoa; Annelida; Clitellata; Rhynchobdellida; Glossiphoniidae
Exons: 3
Coding region: 1-804 (267 amino acids)
Source: RefSeq, a predicted model, not a curated record